AUCGACGUCGACCCCCGAAAUGGCCGCCACGACAGACUCCCUGGUGGACGGCAGCGACAUGUCGCCGUCGGCGGCGCCCAAGGAGCGGCACUCGCUGACGCUGGACCAGCGGCGCGCGCUGCGGCGCUGGGCCAACAACCAGACGAUCCGGCCGUCGCACAAGGCGUGCAUCGAGUGGUUCUUCAGCCAGUACGGCCAGCAGAUCAGCCAGUCGACCGUCUCGCACUCGCUGUCGCCCAAGUACUCGCGCCUCGACGGCGACAACCCGCAGCUGUCCGGGUCGCGGCUGCGCUUCGGCAACUGGCCCGACGUCGAGAAGCUGGUGCUGCUGUGGUACCAGCAGGUCCAGGCCGCCGGCCGCCAGCCCACCAACGAGGAGCUGGGCGAGAAGGCAAAGGCCAUCUUCAGCCAGCUGCCGCGCUACAAGGAGGAGACGCCGCCCGAGUUCUCGCCGGGAUGGAUCCAUCGCUUCAAGAAGCGCUACGGCCUGCUGAUCCGUCGCCAGCGCCGCCACGGAGACGGCGGCAUCAACCCGGCCGACGACAUCGACUACCUGGCCGACUGCGUCCCGCGCUUCAUGGCCAUUGCCGCCGACACGAGCCCGGCCGCCAUCCGGGAGCAGGUCCUGCGCGUCGUCGGCGUCGAGUCGAGCCUCAACACCUGCGCCCUGGUCCGCGACGAGAUCAUCCGCCGCCUCGCCAGCGCCCACGCCCAGCCGCUGCCCUCGCUGGCCCCCGUGGAGCCCACGCUCGCCCAGCCGCAGCAGCCCGACCAGCCCAUGUACGCCGACGACGAUCCCGAGGUGGUGCUGCAGAACGCCCUGCGACAGCUCCAGCAGGAGGAGCAGGCCGCUGAGGAGCAGGCCGCCGCCGUCCGCGAGGAGAGAGAGCGCGCCGAGCGAGCCGCGGGCCUUCAGCAGCAGGGCAUGACGACGCCCGGCGGCCGUGCGCCGUCAGACACCCGCUACACCACGCCAGGCCAGGACAUGGCGCCCGAGCUGACCCUCACGCCCAUCCACUCCGAGGUUCCCCUAUCCACUCAUGGAGAAAGGCCGCUGCGGUGUCCGUUUUGCGUCAACCAGCGCAUGCUUCGUUCUAUCAAGGAGGCCGUGGAGCACAUGUCGACUCACGUUGUGGUGUAGCCCUCCCCUUCUCAAUGGCCGUCCUAUCUGCUUUUGUUUCAUCAUCAUAUGGGUCAUUCUCCGGCGUUCAUACCUCAAGCCGAAUAGCCAACGUUUGAUUCCUGCUGCCUUGCGCGAUUCUUUUGUUACAAUCUGGGAGUAUAAGGGGGGGGGCGGAAGUUCAGGCUGCCAUUCGGGACCACCAGAGCCCUUUGCUGCGUGCAUUCUGGAGUUUGAUCAAGACAGGGCGCUUUGCGGAGUUUUGGUGUCUAUAUCUUCCUUUCCCACGUUUAAUUGCAUUUUGUUGAUAUGCCCGCGAUGAG
This is a messenger RNA of Trichoderma reesei QM6a, 1443 nucleotides long. RefSeq lists its product as uncharacterized. Gene Ontology annotation, molecular function: DNA binding. The record is from RefSeq and is a predicted model, not a curated record. Lineage: Eukaryota; Fungi; Ascomycota; Sordariomycetes; Hypocreales; Hypocreaceae. Bases 20 to 1141 code for a protein of 373 amino acids. Gene Ontology annotation, cellular component: nucleus. The transcript has a single exon.